Molecule: messenger RNA, 1662 nt
Organism: Mollisia scopiformis
Lineage: Eukaryota; Fungi; Ascomycota; Leotiomycetes; Helotiales; Mollisiaceae
Product: FAD/NAD(P)-binding domain-containing protein
Exons: 1
Coding region: 160-1368 (402 amino acids)
Molecular function (GO): FAD binding
Source: RefSeq, a predicted model, not a curated record
CCUUUGCAUUCCGACAUUCACUCAAUCAAAAACAUCCGUUAAUCUACGAAAUACAAGCAAACCAUUUAAUUUCGAGCACUUAACCCCGAAGAAUUCCAUCUCCACUUUUCUUCCUCCUCAGUAAUACAAACACCAACCACCAACCCCCAAAACAAAACCAUGUCUACAACCCCAAAAAUCGCAAUCAUUGGCGCUGGACCGGCGGGUCUAACUCUCGGUGCCAUCCUCCAAAAGCACAACAUCUCUUUUACCAUCUACGACUCAGAUUCAUCGCCUAACGAGCGCAACCAAGGGGGAACUCUUGACCUCCACCCCAGAGGUGGUCAAGCUGCACUCGUCGAAGCCGGUCUCUGGAAAGAAUUCACCAAAUACGCCCGACCAGAAUCAGACGUUCUGAAGAUUGUGAAGAAUGACGGUGAAGUUCUCUGGGACGGCAACACGACCGACAAGCGUGAAGUUCCCGAAGAAGAGAAGUUCGCCAAUCGUCCUGAAAUUGACCGUUCCGCCUUGAAGGAGAUCUUACUUGGUGCCGUCAAGCCAGAGUCUAUUCGUUGGGGCAAGCAUUUGAAGGAAGCUAUUGCUGGCCAAAGUGGAAAGUACGAUUUGCACUUUGCGGAUGGCUCGAUUGAUAAGGACUUUGACCUUCUCGUCGGCGCUGAUGGAGCUUGGUCAAAGAUCCGAAAGCUACUCUCUGACACUUUGCCUACAUACUCCGGUAUCAGCUUGAUCGAGUGCUGGACCUACGACGUUGUCAAGGAGAACCCCUGGAUGGCCGAGUAUGCUGGUGCUGGUAGCUGUUAUUCAUUUGGCGAAGGCCGUACCAUUCAGAUCCAACGCAUUGGUGAUGGCAGCGUGAGAACAUAUGCCUGUCUCCGAAAACCUGAGUCAUUCCUAAAGGACUGCGGUAUCGACUGGACCAACCCCGGCCCUGCUAAGGAGCAAUACGUCAAGGAGUAUUUCGAUGAUUGCGGUGCAGACUUGAAGAGAAUGAUCCUAGAGAGCAAAGACAAGUUGGUUCCACGCACUCUCUAUCAGCUACCAGUGGGAUUUUCGUGGGAGUCGAGACCUGGCGUUACUCUCAUCGGAGAUGCGGCUCACCUCAUGACCCCAUUCGGCGGAGUUGGUGUCAAUGCAGCCAUGAUGGACUCUCUGUCAUUGGCACAAGAAGUUGUCAAAUUCGUUGAGAGAGGUGAAGGAAAGAGUCUGGCAGAAGUUGUCAAGCAAUAUGAGGUCGACAUGUUUCCUCGGGGUGAAAUGUUCGCUAAGAAGACCAUGGACAACAUGCAGAAACAUUUUAGUGCGGGUGGAAGUGAGCAUCUGGCAGGCCGCCUGAUUGCUCACUAUCGCAAACCGGCCUCCACUUCUUGAAAGCAUUCUUGCACCAGCGUUCCGAACUCAUGGAUUUAUGCUGGAGUAGAUCGGUGCAUUUUGGCGUCAUUGCUUGUCUUCUUGAGGGAGUUGGGCGGUCUUCGUUGCUUUGGAAAUAAUAUUCGGAGGGUAAUUGAGAAAAGCGAGGAGUUUAUUUGUUUAUUUGUUUCGCAAGACUUUACCUUAAGACCCAAUCACAAAAUUCACAUCAACCACACCUGUUCCUUGAUACGUGAGUACGUUCCUAGGUGUGCUUAAAGUCAUGGGCCUCUGAGUAGAGGCUACAGUAGACUA